AGCCAGGAAGACGGCCGAGGAAGUGACGUCCAGAGAGCGGCAGCGCCGGUUCGGAUAAACUCCGAGAGGACCAGAGCGAGCAGCUUCUUCGCUUGUGCGACCGGCAGGAGGCGAACAUGUCGGAGCGGAAAGUUCUAAACAAAUACUACCCACCUGACUUCGAUCCGUCAAAGAUCCCGAAACUCAAGCUACCCAAGGACCGGCAAUAUGUGGUUCGAUUGAUGGCCCCCUUCAACAUGAGGUGUAAGACAUGUGGGGAAUACAUCUACAAGGGGAAGAAGUUCAAUGCCCGCAAAGAAACCGUCCAGAACGAGGCCUACCUGGGUCUGCCUAUCUUCCGCUUCUAUAUCAAGUGCACGCGCUGCUUGGCCGAGAUCACCUUCAAGACAGACCCGGAGAACACAGACUACACCAUGGAGCAUGGGGCCACGCGAAAUUUCCAGGCUGAGAAGCUCCUGGAGGAGGAGGAAAAGCGUGUGCAGAAGGAGCGCGAGGACGAGGAGCUGAACAACCCCAUGAAGGUCCUAGAGAACCGCACGAAAGACUCGAAGCUGGAGAUGGAGGUGCUAGAAAACCUGCAGGAGCUGAAGGACCUGAACCAGCGGCAGGCGCAUGUGGACUUCGAGGCCAUGCUGCUGCAGCACCGCCUGUCACAGGAGCAGCGGCGACAGCAGCAGGAGGAGGAAGAUGAGCGAGAGACAGCGGCCUUGCUGGAGGAGGCUCGCCACCGCAGGCUUCUGGAGGAUUCUGACUCAGAAGAUGAAGCUCCGCCUUCCAGACCACGGGCAGCAGCAAGACCCAACCCCACAGCCAUCCUGGAUGAGGCGCCGAAGACCAAGAGGAAGGCAGAGGCGGUGGGCAGCAGGGCACAGCUGGCUGGCUUGGUUGUGCCAAAGAAGGUGAAGAUGGAAGCCAAUGGGGGCUCAGAGCAGGUCUGGAUGCACUCCUCAGGUGCCCCCGAGAGCAGAAAGGCGACCAGCCUUGCACCCCAGAAACCUGGGGCCUCCUCCCUGAGCCAGCUGGGUGCGUAUGGGGACAGCGAGGACAGUGACAGCUGAGCCCCCAUGGUGGCAUCACAGACCCAAGAAGCCAGAGAAGGAGAUGGGAAUCAAGAAAACACCCUCAGCAGACGCCUCAUGACCGUGCCUGCCAUUGGUCACCGCAGGGUGUAGAGAGCCAGUGUCUCAGCACCAGGCGUACCAGGACAGAUAGCCUGGUCCAUUCUGCAGUCCUUGAGUUAUGGGCGGCCUGUUUGCCCUGUCCCUUCCUGCUACAGAUCUGAACACUAUCUGACAUUGGGCAAGGGGCAGGGUCCCUGGGGACCAUCUCCCAACAAGGCUCUUCCCUCAACACAAUACUGUAUGAAAAAGAAAAUCAAUUGGUAACCAUGUGGACCAGCGAGAGACCCUGCCCAACUGUAUGACCAGAGCUUAAUACUCUCCUGGGAUUUCAGCUACACCCCCAGCCUGGGCCCUCAGCACAAGUCCUUCAUUCAGAAUUUGGCCUUACAUUAGUCUGUGUUCUGGUACUGUAAGAAAACUGCCAAGACUGAGUCUGUUGUUUAGAACACAGUGAGCCUGGUACUGCUGGUGCUGGUGGAGAGCAGGCACAUGUAGCCCAGGCUAGCCUCUACCUCCCCAGUGCUCAGGUUAGAAACAUGAACCACCAAGCUGAUCUUAAGCCUGAAAUGUUCAUGUUGCAGUCUGCUUUUCCCUGAAAUUCUUCCUUUGCACACCCCAUGUGUCCCCCCACCCCCAGGCAAGAGCAGGGACACAUCAGUGGCACCCUGGGGUCUUGUUGGAGCCCACCCCACCCCCACCCUGCCCUUCCUAACUCUGCAGCUGUCAUCAUGUGCUCAGAAACUGUCAGGUCUAAUCUGCCAUCUCCUCCAUCAGCUCCUUGGAGUCCCCUGGCGACAGGAGCUGCCAGGACAGAGCUGACCCCACCACCUGUCCUGGGCACUCACUAGUGAGACACUAGCUGGACCAGCUUGCCCAUGGCCCUCUGCCAGCCUACUGGUCACAAACCUGGUCUCUGUGCUGUGACACAUGAGCUGCGUGGGUGCUGGGGACAUGCUGUAAUCUGUCUGUGAGGCCUUUGGCCCCACAUGCUGAUAUGUCUCCAGCAGACUGGAGACCUUGAAAGUCAGUGACUUGCAUCAUCCCUCAGGCUGUGGCCCAGAAGCAUGUGUGUACUUCCCUGUCACUGGGCAUCACUGAAGAUGGGGUCAUGUCUCCUCCCUCAGCCUGUUGUCCAGGGAAGCAACUGUACUUCAUCUGACUGGGGGGUCACUGAAGGCAGAGCCAUGCCUGCUCCUACUGGGUGCAGUAGACAGAGAACCUUUCUACAAACUCCAGAUGGGAGGCUUCUCAGGGCAAGCUCUGCCUCUGCCAUCAGACUGUAGGAGGCAAGACCUGACUCCUUGGGAUAUUUGUUUGUUUGGUUGUUUGUUUUUGGUUUUUCGAGACAGGGUUUCUCUUUGUAGCUUUGGAGCUUAUCCUGGCACUCACUCUGGAGACCAGGCUGGCCUCGAACUCACAGAGAUCCGCCUGCCUCUGCCUCCCGAGUGCUGGGAUGACUCCUUGGGUUUUGGUUUUUGAGUGGUUCUCACUCUGUAGAGUAAAAGAAUUGGCUACCAGCCUCACAGACACACUGUGGACCAAUAUACUGCCCCUUCUGUCCCUGUGACUUGGCACACUUCUGCCAAGAUUUGAGGUACAGUCAGGGAGGCCCCAGUUAGUCUGUGUAUCUGAACACUGCUGUGUGUCACACGAUGGAGCCUCACACAGCUUCAUGUCAUGUCGCCAACCUACCGGAAUGUGGAGCCAGUGAGAGGACCAGACCCAGAAGUCCACUGUGAGACUCCAAGAUUGGCAAUAUCCAGAACAAACUGAGGCAGAGACGAUGAUUCAUGGAGACUUGCAGGGAUAUAGGGGUGGAAUGUUCUGGAACUAGAGUUCAGGUUUCAUGGCUUUUCUGAUAAACUGUAUAAGUCACUCAU
Messenger RNA from Cricetulus griseus (Chinese hamster), 3001 nucleotides. The record is from RefSeq and is a predicted model, not a curated record. NCBI's taxonomy places the organism in Eukaryota, Metazoa, Chordata, Mammalia, Rodentia, Cricetidae.